GACGGCCUUGAGCCAUUCGUUGCGCCUGGUCCGCCCCAGGCGUCAGCCUGCCUCCUGGUUCGCCCCAGGUGAGCAGAGUUUUCUUUUCUCAGUGCAUUUGGUCCGCCCCAGUUUGCACCCCGCUUCCUGGUCCGCCCCCGGGGUGCAGCUUCUCCCGCUGCCAAGAACCAUGGUCGGCAUGAACCAGAAGGGCAGCUACGUGGGCGACGAAGCCCAGAGCCAGCGCGGCGUUCUGACUUUGAAGUGCCCCAUCGAGCAUGGCAACGGCAAAGACUGUGACGAUAUGGGGGCGAUCUGGCACCAUACCUUCUACAACGAGCUCCGCGUGGCUCCGUAGCGGCAUCCUCUGCUUCUCAUGGAGGCGCCCGUUGGCCUGAAAGCGAAUCGCGAGCGCAUGACGCAGAUCAUGAUGGUUGAGACGUUCACCGUGCCGGCGACGUAGGUUGCGAUCCAGGCAGGGCUCUCGCUGCACGCUCCAGUCCGCGCCACCAGGAUGGCCAUGGGUUCCGGCGAUGGCGCGUCGAACGGUCACACACCGCACCCUCGUAUGUGGGUUACGCGCUGCCGCAUGCGAUCCUGCGCCUGGAUCUGGCGGUGCGGGACCCGACGGAGCAAUUGGUGAAAGUCCUUACGGAGCGUUGCUAUUUCACCACCACGGCUGGGCGAAAGACCGCGCGCGACGUCAAAAGCCUUGCUACAUCCCGUUCGACUUCGACUCAGAGCUGGAGGCCGCCAUUGAGAGCUCCGACAAGGAGAAGACGUACGAGUUUCCCGACGGGGACAUCACCAUAGGCAGCGAGCGCUUCGGCUACCCAGAGGUGCUCUUCCAGCCUAAGUUCGUGGGCAAGGAUGGCAGCGGCAUCCACGACACCACUUUUCAGUCGUCCAUGAAGUGUGAUGUCGGAUUCCGCGCGGACAUGUGCGCCAACGUGGUGUUGUCUGGCUUCCCCACAAUGUUUCCAGGUAUCGACGAGCGCGUGACCGAAGAGCCGACGGCAUUUGCUCCUUCCACAAUGAGGAUCAAGCUCGUGGCUCCGUUCGCGCGCAAGUAUUUGGUGUGGAUCGGUCAUCCAAAGGGGAGUACGACGAGUCGGGCCCCACAGUUGUACUCAGGAAAUGUUUCUGAGGGUUUGCCGUCGGCAGAUUUUAGGAGCCAGGCGAGCUAGAAUCGUCCGACGUGUUGGAUGGAUGUUGCGAUAUUUUAUUCGAUGCGCAUGUGCAGGUCGUAUUUUUGGCUCGCAGGCACUCAUUGUUGCAGUCCGCCAGGAAAAGCCAAAACCCGGACGGCUCCUGAAUUACAUGCCAGUGACAGCGUCUGCAGUACAGUUUGCAUAGGUCUUACCUAUACUCCUCCCUCCCCUCCUCCCCUCUCUUCCCUCCCAGGUUGCAUGCUCUGUUUGCGUCCUUGAUGGGCUGCCGCCGUGCUGGCGGCGCGCCUGCGGCCCGCGUCGCAGGGGGGGUCGAUUUUGCCUCCCCUCCGCCCCCCCCCCGCCCCGCCCCCCAUCCCUCCCUCCCUCUCCAUCGUUUCCCCCACGAAACAAUUCAGCGGCCAAGUGGUCCCACUGAGCCCCGCUGGUAGCCAUGGUGGUGGAGGGGAAUCUUCCCCGUGCCUUGCGUGCUGGUCCGCUUCGCGAGCUCGCCACUGCACUCGCCGAAGGCACGUCAGUCAGCACCGCUGUGGCAUUAAUUGUUGUUAAGGAUGUGCUCGUCAUGGCGUCUGCCGUCGCUCGCCUUGGAGGCGCGUCUGGGGCUGUUUCGGCUCUGGCGCAUUUUUUUCAUGUACAUCAUUUCAAACACAUAGAGGUAUCGUUCCUUCCCGCGUUUUGUCUUCGACAACGCGAAAUCCGGAUUUCUUUCAGGGUCUUGCGGCUUCGGUCCAUCGUCUUGUCACAGCUCACCCAGGCUUCGGACUCGUUCCUUGUAAUGCUUGUGCGCGCGUGUUACCCCAUCCCGUUCUUCCUCGCUCUCGUCCUCUUCGUCCCAUCCCCUCCCCUCCCCGUCUUGCCUUGUACACUCAUAUUGUUGAUUUAUUUAUCUCAGGCCAUCGGUUAUCACAUGAGCUUGCCUAUGGCAGGUCGGCUCGCGUAGCGACCCCAGUUCGUCUAGCGGUCUUCUGCUUCGCGCUACUGUGCCAGUCACGCCGUAAUGUGAUUCAGUGAGUGGUCGCGCGCUCUC
This is a messenger RNA of Prorocentrum cordatum, 2175 nucleotides long. The record is from the annotation of a GenBank genome assembly. NCBI's taxonomy places the organism in Eukaryota, Dinophyceae, Prorocentrales, Prorocentraceae.